This is a messenger RNA of Candidula unifasciata, 306 nucleotides long. NCBI's taxonomy places the organism in Eukaryota, Metazoa, Mollusca, Gastropoda, Stylommatophora, Geomitridae. The record is from the annotation of a GenBank genome assembly.
AUGGAUCUCCGCAGAGUCAAGAAUGAAGAAAAGUUGGUACUGUGUAAAAAGUACUUUUUGGCUGGAUUCUUCAUCCUCCCAUUCUUAUGGUUUGUCAACAGCCUUUGGUUUUUCAGUGAAGCAUUCUGGAAGCCUCCAUACCCAGAACAGAAAACAAUACGUUCAUAUGUGAUCUGGUCAAUUGUUGGUACACUAGUGUGGAUGGCCCUUAUCGUCACGUGGGUGGUCGUAUUUCAGGUCAACAGGGCAUCAUGGGGCAUCACUGGUGAACAGCUGUCAUUUAUCAUUCCUUCUGGAAUGGCUUGA